This is a messenger RNA of Panthera uncia (snow leopard), 7684 nucleotides long. RefSeq names its product thrombospondin type 1 domain containing 4 (gene THSD4). Lineage: Eukaryota; Metazoa; Chordata; Mammalia; Carnivora; Felidae. Gene Ontology annotation, molecular function: metalloendopeptidase activity. Gene Ontology annotation, biological process: extracellular matrix organization. The transcript is spliced from 18 exons. The coding region runs from base 160 to 3216 and encodes 1018 amino acids. Gene Ontology annotation, cellular component: extracellular matrix. The record is from RefSeq and is a predicted model, not a curated record.
GCUCGGGGCUGCCCGGCGCCGGGAAGCACGCGGGGGCGAGGCGAGGCGGCCGCCGGCCGCUCCGGGACGCGGACCGCCAGGAGUUGAACAUCACUCCCAUCUGCGGAAAACUGGUAACAUCUCAGAGGAGCCCUUGCUUCUUCCGGGACGCCCAGCAUCAUGGUUUCUUAUUUCAUGCGGUCUCUCAGUGUCCUGGGUUCCCUCCUGCUGCUUGGAUUCCAGCUCGUCUGCCCACAGCCCUCCACUGAACACAGAAAGGUCCCGCAGCGGAUGGCGGCGGCCCAGGGCGCCCCCGAAGACGGCGGCGGCGGCGGCCAGGGCGUGUGGGGCGCCUGGGGGCCCUGGUCCGCCUGCUCGCGCAGCUGCAGCGGCGGCGUGAUGGAGCAGACGCGGCCCUGCCUGCCCGGCUCGUCCCGCGCGCGCGGGGCCCUGCGGCCCGGGGCGCCCCAGCGCGCCUUCGCGGGCCACGUGGUGUCGGCCGUGCGCACGUCGGUGCCGCUGCACCGCAGCCGCGACCGCGGGGAGCCGCGCGCCCCCGCCGCCCCCGACGCCAGCCGCCAGGGCCCGGGGCCGAGGGGCAGCCGGCACCCGCAGGCGCGGGGCCGCGACCCCACGGCGGAAAGAAGGAGCAGGACCCGCGGUCCCAUCGGCCCUGGCAAGUACGGAUAUGGCAAGGCCCCGUACAUCUUACCACUGCAGACGGACUCUGAACACUCGCCGCAGAGGCUUCGGAGGCAGAGGCCCUCGGCCCGGCAUUCCAGGUCCCAGGGGGCAUCUGGUCCUAGCCACGGCUAUAGCCCGUCAGCCCACCGGGCUCCCCAGCACGGGCCUCUGUACCAGAGUGACAGUGGCCCUCGCUCUGGACUGCAGACCUCCGACGCCUCCCUCUACCAGAUGCCUUUGACCCACGACGGAGGCUUUCCGGCAGCUUCGAGUCUCUUCCAUGGCCCGGAAAUAAGCAGCAGCCACGGCAUGGGGGCCCACGGGGCAGCUCAGAGCUUCUCACAGCCUGCCCGGUCCACAGCCAUUUCCUGCAUCGGGGCCUAUCGGCAGUACAAGCUAUGCAACACUAACGUGUGUCCAGAAAGCAGUAGAAGUAUCCGGGAGGUUCAGUGUGCAUCCUACAACAACAAGCCAUUCAUGGGCCGGUUUUAUGAGUGGGAACCGUUUGCAGAAGUAAAGGGCAAUCGGAAGUGUGAGUUGAACUGCCAGGCGAUGGGCUACCGCUUCUAUGUCCGGCAAGCCGAGAAGGUCAUUGACGGUACCCCCUGUGACCAGAAUGGCACGGCCAUCUGCGUGUCUGGGCAGUGCAAGAGCAUUGGCUGUGACGACUACUUAGGCUCCGACAAAGUUGUGGACAAAUGCGGGGUGUGUGGAGGCGAUAACACAGGCUGUCAGGUUGUGUCAGGCGUGUUCAAGCAUGCCCUCACCAGCCUGGGCUACCACCGAGUUGUCGAGAUUCCCCAAGGAGCCACCAAAAUCAACAUCACCGAGAUGUACAAGAGCAACAACUAUUUGGCUUUGCGAAGUCGUUCUGGCCGCUCCAUCAUCAACGGGAACUGGGCAAUUGACCGGCCAGGAAAAUACGAAGGUGGAGGGACCAUGUUCACCUACAAGCGUCCAAAUGAGAUUUCGAGCACCGCUGGAGAAUCCUUUUUGGCCGAAGGCCCCACUAAUGAGAUCUUGGAUGUCUAUAUGAUACACCAGCAGCCUAAUCCGGGAGUCCACUAUGAGUACGUCAUCAUGGGGACCAACGCCAUCAGCCCCCAGGUGCCUCCUCACAGGAGACCAGGGGAGCCCUUCAACGGCCAGCUGGUAACGGAUGGGAGGAGCCAGGAGGAGCGAGAAGAGAAAGAGAGGACCGAGGAGAAGGAAGGAGAUGGUGGGGCGCCUGAAGUAUUCACCUCAGGAUCAGCGCAGGCCUUCCCAGUCAGGCAUCCCGAUGGAUUUUCUCCCCAUCGACCGGACGAUUUGGUGCCGGCGGCACCGCAGUCCCCACGACGAAACCGGGACCACAACUGGAAGCAGCUCGGGACCACAGAAUGCUCAACGAGUUGUGGGAAAGGAUCGCAGUUCCCGAUUUUUCGCUGUGUACACAGAAACACCCACGAAGAGGUUCCCGAGAGCUACUGUGACUCCAGCAUGAAGCCGACCCCUGAGGAGGAACCCUGCAACAUCUUCCCUUGCCCAGCCUUCUGGGACAUCGGAGAGUGGUCCGAGUGCAGCAAGACCUGCGGCCUGGGCAUGCAGCAUCGCCAGGUUCUGUGCCGCCAGGUGUAUGCCAACCGCAGCCUGACGGUGCAGCCCUACCGCUGCCAGCACCUGGAGAAGCCCGAGACCACCAGCACCUGCCAGCUCAAGAUCUGCAGCGAGUGGCAGAUCCGGACAGACUGGACCUCGUGCUCAGUGCCCUGCGGGGUGGGACAGAGGACUCGAGACGUGAAGUGUGUGAGCAACAUCGGGGACGUGGUUGAUGAUGAGGAGUGCAACAUGAAGCUGCGGCCCAACGACAUUGAGAAUUGCGACAUGGGGCCCUGCGCGAAGAGCUGGUUCCUCACCGAGUGGGGCGAAAGGUGCUCAGCGGAGUGUGGGGCUGGAGUGCGGACACGCUCAGUGGUGUGCAUGACCAACCACGUCAGCAGCCUGCCCCUGGAAGGCUGUGGGAACAACCGGCCAGCGGAGGCCACCCCGUGUGACAAUGGACCCUGCACGGGCAAGGUGGAGUGGUUUGCGGGGAGCUGGAGCCAGUGUUCCAUCGAGUGUGGGAGUGGGACCCAACAGAGGGAGGUGAUUUGUGUUAGGAAGAACGUAGACACCUUUGAAGUGUUGGACCCAUAUGAAUGUUCCUUCCUGGAAAGACCCCCCCGCCAGCAGUCAUGCCACCUCAAGCCUUGUGGGGCCAAAUGGUUUAGCACAGAAUGGAGCAUGUGCUCCAAGAGCUGCCAGGGUGGCUUCCGGGUCCGGGAAGUGCGCUGCCUGUCAGAUGACAUGACCCUAAGCAAUCUCUGUGACCCUCAGUUGAAACCAGAAGAGAAAGAAUCUUGUAACCCUCAGGACUGUGUCCCUGAAGUUGAUGAAAACUGCAAGGACAGGUACUACAACUGCAACGUGGUGGUCCAGGCGCGACUGUGUGUCUACAACUACUACAAGACGGCCUGCUGUGCCUCCUGCACGCGUGUGGCCAACAGGCACCCGGGCUUCCUGGGGAGCAGAUAACAAACCCGCUCCGCGGCAGUCGGGCGGUCGGGGAGUCUGUCGGCGGUGGGACUGGCUGGCCGCUGCUCCGCCAGAGGCUUCCAGGCCGCCAGCCAGCGUAGUCACCACCCCACCUUCGGCAAAGCAGACACGUCGUGCCCAGGAGCCAGGCCACGGUUGUCCUUUAGCAUCACCAUAAACUGAUGAUCCCUCCUUGGGAAACCUGGCGCCUGGUAAGGUGCCAUCUGAAAACCACGCAGUGGGGGGCGGGGUGCAUGUAGCUCUCAGUCAACUCCCGUGCCAGCACUUUCUAAGUCACUGAAGGGGCGCUGCCUCGUCCAUGGUGCGACUGCCCUUUUCAAUAUCGGGGCCCCUUGGGGAGUCAGAAGAGGCAGCUCCCACCCCGGAGCCCCACCAAGCCUUGCUGAGACGCCUGCUUCCCACUGUUACCUCAGCCUGGCUGUGCCUAUUUUUAUUCUCAAAGACAUUAGGCUUUUUCCUGCCUUAUGACACAAAUAUCUCAUGUCAAUAUAGUGCUUUAUUGUUUCACAGGUGUAUUCACAGGUACUAGAUCAUUAGCGGCCCUCGAAGCCCCAGAAUGGAAGCCAGGGAACGAAUCAUUAUCCCCAUUUUACUGACAAGGAAACUGAGGCUCAAUUUGUGUAACUGACCUGCCAGGUACAUUCACCCGUUCGGUGGCAGAGUUGAGUCCGACCCCUGUCAUCUGACCAUACAACUCACCCCAAGGCCUGCCCAGAAGCCUUAGGUCUACAGGACAUGGCUUCAUUUCAGACCAAGUGACUGAGAAAUUUCCCCGCUCAGCAAACAAAACCCAGUUUUUGAAUUCUUUCCUCUGGCCAAAGGUCAAGACUGUAUCCACUGCACUCUGUUGUUUCCAAAGUCCGUUUCUGUUUGUCCCUUCCCUGACAAAGUCACAGAUCCUCAUUACAGGACCCUACGCAGGUUUUGUUAAACCCCGUCCUUAACGGAAUUGUCCAUGAGACAAGAAAGUCAAUGGGGUAGCAAGGUGAUGCCUGAAAUUCUGAGUGCAUUCCCCAGUGAUAUGUGUCCUCCCCCCCACCCCCAGGGAACUGCACACCAGGGUCCCUUUGGCCACGGAGCCCUUGUGUCAUAUCUCUGGGCUCUGGGCUUUCCCUCCUUUCGCAGUCACUUCUGGGAUGUUCACCACACAUCACCCAGUGGAGAGUCUAACCAACGUGUCUCAGCAUAAAACCUGUGUUUAUAUUAGAAAGAGUCUCCCUUUGGUUUUUCCAGUUUGAUUUAUGGGUUUCUGUUUUGACUUCCCAUCCCUCCCUCCCACUGUGACUCACAACCUAUACGCACCAUCCCAGACUUGAGCACUAAGAUCUGCAUUCAUAUAGCAGCAGCCAGAAGAGUCUCCUUCAGUGGGCUCCUUCAGUGACAGCCGCAGUGGCAAGAUCCUCCCCGAUGCCCUUCUCCUGACUCUGCAGUUCUAGAGGGCUCGGGCUGCAAGGGGGAUGCAGUGCAUAGGGAAAGGUAAACCACCUGAAAAGCCAAUUAAAAAGAAUAUAUAUAUAUAUAUAUAUGUAUAUAUAUAUAUGGUUGACCCUUGAACAGUUAGGGGGCUUAGGCUGCCAGCCACCCUCUGUGCAGUCAAAAAUCCUUGUGUAGCCUUUGACUCCCCAAAAACUCAACUACUAACAGCCUGUCAUUGACUGGAAGCCUUACCCAUGACGCAAUCAACUCAUAUUUUUACGUGUAUUAUGUAUUAUAUACUAUAUUCUUACAAUAAGGUAAGCUAGAGAAAAGAAAAUGUCAUUUAGAAGAAGCACAAGAGCAGCACCUGGGUGGCUCAGUGGGUUAAGAUUCCAACUUCAGCUCAGGUUGUGAUCUCACAGCUCAGGGGUUCGAGCCCCGCGUCGGGCUCUGUGCUGACAGCUCAGAGCCUGCAGCCUGCUUCCGGGUUCUGUGUCUCCCUCUCUCUGCCCCUCCCCUACUCGUUCUCUCUCUCUCUCUCUCUCUCUCUCUCUCUCUUUCUCUCUCUGUCUCUCUCUGUCUCUCUCAAAAUUAAACCCUAAAAAAUGUUUAAAGAAAGAAAAGAAAAAUCACAAGAAAGAAAAAAUGCAUUUACAAUACUGUACGGUAUUUAUCGGAAAGAAAAAUCUCUGUAUAAGCGGACCCAUGAGAUUCAAACCCAUGUUGUUCAAGGGUUUUAUAUUCUUUCACCAAUUAAGAAAAACUUCAGGCUUAAACAAACUGUAAGCUUAUAGAAAAUCUGUCUUAUUUAGUACCGUGGUCCUGGGCUUAUUUCCCUUUCAAAGCAAACCCGGAUUCUCAGUAACUGAGUUUCUCCCAUGAGCCCUUUAACCCAAAAAUCUGCUAAUUUGACAGUCACUUAAAGCUUUUGGAAACAGUAUCACCAGCCCACUCUGACACACUGUGUUCAGUUGCCACUACCCCUGGGCUUUCAGAAAUUCUGUGUGACCUUUCGUUGGGUCUUAUUCUCUUCUUGGAGAGCCCAGCCGCCAUUUUGCAAAAGCACACCCUUCUCUCCUCAUCUGUACACAGUGUAACUCGUGCAAUGAGCUGCCGGGCAGAGACCCCGGUUCCCAUGCCCACCAAGCAGAGCAGGACCAGAGAAGCCAAGCAUUCGGGUGGUUUCUGUCCAGAGCCCUCUCUCUCCCUGUCACCACCUACUUUUGCAUUUUGUCACAAGAGAAGUGUUGCCUUCAUGCAGCUGCUCUCAGACCUUGCGGAACAAGCCCCCGAUUGGAAGGGUCCCUUGGAGGAAGCUUUCUUUACAUGCUGGAGGGUGGAGGGCAAGAUCAGUGGGUCAAAGAGCAGAAAGGCUGAUUUCACUCAAAUUGAGGGGAAACCUUGGAGCCAUCCAGGCUGCCCCGCAGAGGUCUGGACCACCCUACAUGGGCGACUUUCCAUCCUAACGGGGGUUUCUUCAUCAAGCAAGUCACCACCCCAGGGUGGUCCAACUCUAGAUUCUCAUGACUGGCUGCAUCAAUGCUGGCUUUGUCUCUUUGACAUCUCUUUGGUGUCCUGGGGCCCCCAAACGUUACCUAACAGCUGUGCUAGAGACCGUGAUCUUCCUGUGAGAAUGGCCAUCCUGCCUCUGGUGGAAUUGAGUAGGAGCAAAUGGGUCAGUCCUUUGUCUUCAGGGAGAAACGUACCUAAACUAAGCGUCCUUUUUAUUUUCCAACAAAUAGUUGAGCUGUUCUUGGAAUUCAUUUAUUCCAAUGGAAUGGAAAGGUUAUAAGUUACUAGAACAGGGCGUUUAGCGGCUUAUUUGUCUUUGAAAUCCAGUUUUCACUCAUUUCCUGGUUUAUUGUAUCAACACCUGAAUGCCUUUGUCCUUGGCACAACACUUAUGAUAAGGUCCCUCAGUGUUUCCAGCGAUAAAGUUCCUGGAGGGGUUCAGAGGAAAGCUCAUCUUUUGAUGAUUCUCCCCGCAGAUAGGUCUCUUUCUCCCUUUCCUGGCACUCCCUUAUUUCACCCUCCUUCUCCCAUUAUCUGCUGGCUCCUUCUCCGCCCACUCAUGUUCCCUCAACCAGGGACGUGCAGAAUUGAAAGUUCCAUUUUAAUUCUGCUUUUCUUCUUCCUGUGUACUGAAUCGCCUCGUUCCCUGCCCUGAAUUUUAAAAUUAGACGAAUUGAAGAUGUUCUAUGUUUUUCUCACAAAAGCCAACAAUCUCCAAACAGAAGGAGUUUGGUACUUUACUUCACCCGUUGCAAAAAGGAAAGUGUUUUCCUUGCAGUCCAGGCAAAGGACAUUCAAUGCACUCCAGUCUCCCACCUUCACGCUGACUCAGAUUCCCCCGCCCCAGAAUAGCAUAGGAGAGACAUUAAAGAAAGCUUGUCAACCUGGCCACUAGGUGGAGACGGGAGUCAGCUGAGCACUUUACAGGUGCGUCUGGGCCACUGCCCUCAUGCUAGUAAGGAAAACAAGAGGAGUGAGGCUUGUCCCCACCCUUGAGGAGCGACACUGCUGGCAGGAGCUCUCAGAACUGUCCCCAUCUGUCCCUUUUCCCCUUGCCUCUCUGCUCAGGGCUCUUGGAAUGUUGUGACUGCUUCAUUUCCUUGAGUACAUGUCAUCUGCUUAUCCUCAAAGUCUUCAGCAUUUGACACUUGCCUUUAAAAAGAAUGGCCUUGGGGCACCUGGGUGGUUCAGUUGGUUAAGCGUCCAACUUCUGCUUAGGUCAUGAUCUAGCGGUUGGUGGGUUCGAGCCCCGCAUCCAGCUCUGUGCUGACAGCUCAGAGCCUGGAGCCUGCUUCUGAUUCUGUGUCUCCCUCUCUCUCUGCCUCUCCCCUGCUCACACUCUGUCCUCUCUUUCAAUGUUUAAAUAAACAUUAAAAGGGGCGCCUGGGUGGCUCGGUCGGUUAAGCAUCCGACUUCGGCUCAGGUCACGAUCUCACAGUCCGUGAGUUGGAGCCCCGCAUCGGGCUCUGUGCUGACAGCUCAGAGCCUGGAGCCUGUUUCAGAUUCUGCGUCUCCCUCU